GAACGCUCACACAUUCAGUACAGGGAUGUAGCAAACCUGAUUUCUCCAGUUCGCCAUGAAAACACGGUGAUUAAAGCAGCAGCACUGGGAGACAUGUCACACCAUGAUGUGGUUUACGCAUGCAAACUGGUCGCUGUGCUUCUUAUUUGUCUCGGGGACAAAUGCAUGGCCUCUAACUAUUAGGAGGGGGUGCAUCCUUUACAUCCAAGGCACAAUGGAUCUGUGUUUCAUGUCCAUCCAUCCAUCCAUCCAUUUUUCCAGUGUUCUGUGGCUCAAUUUUGGUGCCUUUGCUGGAGAAAAACACGCAGGACCUGCUAAUGCAGCAGAGCACAGGAAACACUCGGCUCAGAGCUCUGUUGGGUUGGAGGAGAUAGUGAUAGUGAUCCAGAGUCAGAGGAACUCCUACCAUGCUCAUCGCAGUGGUCAAAGGAAGUUGGAGAUCCUGCAGCAGGCAGCUCAACUUGGGCAGGGCGUUCCGGUGGUUGUUCUUCUCCACGAGCUGUCACAGUAUGAAGGGGAUUGGAGUAUCCUCCCUGCACUUCCUCGGCUCUUUGCCAGCUAUGGCCAUUCUGCUUCCUGGUUAUUCUUCAUAGAGGAGGAAACAAAGGUCACACUGUCUGCUCUGCUGAAGGUCCUCAACAGGUAUUCAGUUCAAGAGGAAUGGUUUUUGGGUAAGCGUCUCCAUGACAAUGAGGCCUCCAUCAUUCACCACUAUGCCUUCUCUGAGGACCCCGGUUCCUUCGGUUACCCUGAAACCGCAGCAGGCUGGGCUCUCAGUGCACCGCUGCACAGACUCACUGAGCGGAUACAGUAUGAGAAACUGAAGUCAGAUUUUACCAUCGAUCUGAAGCACGAG
Molecule: messenger RNA, 856 nt
Organism: Archocentrus centrarchus (flier cichlid)
Lineage: Eukaryota; Metazoa; Chordata; Actinopteri; Cichliformes; Cichlidae
Product: beta-1,3-glucosyltransferase-like
Exons: 9
Cellular component (GO): membrane
Molecular function (GO): glycosyltransferase activity
Source: RefSeq, a predicted model, not a curated record